Odobenus rosmarus divergens (Pacific walrus) is the source of this 1671-nucleotide messenger RNA. It is a transcript of the gene ZIM2, whose product is annotated as zinc finger, imprinted 2. The coding region runs from base 1 to 1671 and encodes 556 amino acids. The record is from RefSeq and is a predicted model, not a curated record. Gene Ontology annotation, biological process: regulation of transcription by RNA polymerase II. NCBI's taxonomy places the organism in Eukaryota, Metazoa, Chordata, Mammalia, Carnivora, Odobenidae. Gene Ontology annotation, molecular function: DNA-binding transcription factor activity, RNA polymerase II-specific; RNA polymerase II cis-regulatory region sequence-specific DNA binding. The transcript is spliced from 5 exons.
AUGCUGCACAUGACAGAUGUUUUGGAUAUCUUGAAGAAUCCCCAGCUCUUCCGUCUACAUGAUCAAGAAGAGAAUCCAGAAACCAUCCCCAUAAGAAAUCCAGGGGCUCUGAAAGUUUCUCAUCAAAAGUUUAGGGAUUUUCGAUAUCUUUCAGUGACCGGGCCUCAUCAAGCUGUGAGCCAAAUCCAGGAGCUCUGCCGGCAAUGGCUGCAGCCGGAGACCCACACCAAGGAGCAGAUGAUGGAGCAACUGGUGCUGGAACAGUUUCUGAAUACCCUACCAGAGGAGGUUCGGACCUGGGUGAGGUCAAAAAAGCCUAAGAACAGCAAGGAGGCAGGAACGCUGGUGGCCAGUUUGAUCCAAGCAUGUGAGGAGAAAGGUUUCCCUCAGGAGUUUGUCAUUGCAGAAGAGAGGAACACCAACAAACUCCAAAAGGACACAGAGAUGUCUGACAAUCCCUCAUCUGCUGGAUCCCAGGAGUUGGUGACUUUCAAGGAUGUGGUUGUGGACUUCAGUCCGGAGGAAUUAACCUACCUUAGUGCUGCUCAGAGGAACCUCUACCGGGAGGUGAUGCUGGAGAAUUAUAGGAAUCUGGUCUCCUUAGGGUACCAGUUCUCUAAACCCGACAUUAUCUCACAGCUGGAAGAGGAAGAGUCACGUGUGAGGGAGGAAGACAGCAAUACAGAGAUAUGUCAAGAUGGGGAGAACAGACCUAAAACCAAAGAUCUAACUCCAGAGCAAAGCCUGCCUAUGGAAAAGUCAUCCUUGGGGGCAGGAAUGGAGGAUCUGAUGGUAGGUAACUUCUGCAGUGUCUAUGUAGGAGAAUCUUCUCCUGAUGAUCCAUCAGAUUUGUACCAGGUCAACCAGGAGAAACCUUUGAGUCCUGUAACAAUGACUGAGCCCAAGACCCCCACUCAAGAAAGAAGCCAUGACAGUGAUGAUUUUGAGAGGAGCUUAUAUGUUACUAAACAAUCGGAAGGGCCUCCAGGAAAGGAUCCCCAGGAAUGUGCUACUCCUGGAAUUUGCACCCGUCCCCAGUCAGUGGAUGAUGAGCCUUUCUUCCAAGAGAACAGAUGUGGAUUUUGUGAAAGAACUUUUCUUUCCCAGACAGCUCGUGAGAGACAUGAGCAGAUCCAUACUGGGAAGAAACCCUUUGAAUGUAAACGAUGUGGAAAAGCCUUCUACCUCAUGGCACACCUCACCAGACAUCAGAGGACUCAUUCUGGUGAGAAGUCCUGUGGAUGCAAUGAAGGUGGAAAGUCUUUCAUCCAGCGUGCAAAUAUCUGUGGCCGUGUAAGAAUUCAUAGUCAGGAAGACUACUAUGAAUGUUUCCAGUGUGGCAGAGCCUUUAUCCAGGAUGUGCAUCUUUUUCAACAUCUGAAAGCCCACGAGGCAGCAAAAGCCCUUCCACCUGGGUUGCCCCGCAUUAAGACGUAUUUAAUUCGAUAUCAGCGGAAACAUGACUAUGUUGGAGAGAGAGCCUGUCAGUGUUGUGACUGUGGCAAAGCCUUCAGUCGGAGUUCACAUCUUAUUCAACAUUAUCGAAUUCAUGCUCAAGAGAGGCCUUACCAGUGUCAGCUGUGUGGGAAGUGUUUCAGCCGACCCUCAUACCUCACUCAACAUUAUCAACUCCAUUCUCAAGAGAAACCUGAUGAGUGCAAUUAUUACUAA